This is a messenger RNA of Nymphaea colorata (pocket water lily), 1567 nucleotides long. RefSeq lists its product as uncharacterized. The transcript is spliced from 5 exons. Gene Ontology annotation, biological process: peptidoglycan biosynthetic process. Bases 66 to 1184 code for a protein of 372 amino acids. Gene Ontology annotation, molecular function: peptidoglycan glycosyltransferase activity. Lineage: Eukaryota; Viridiplantae; Streptophyta; Magnoliopsida; Nymphaeales; Nymphaeaceae. The record is from RefSeq and is a predicted model, not a curated record.
UCGAGCCCUCCCGCUUCUCCUGGUCGGGGACGCGCGGGCGAGACGAGGCGCCAAAUGCAGUGACUAUGCUGGCAUCAUAUUCGUUCGGCGUCGGCGCCGUCCGGCAUUCUCCUCCUGUCCGUCGCCGUCCUUACCAGUCAACCUCUCCUCAACGUCCCUUCCCUUUCAGCGAUCCCCGACCACCUUCUUCCUUGUCCCUCUUCUUCCGUCCAUCAUUGCGAACGGAGAUGCCGCCGCUCCCCAGCUGCCGAGCAGCGAGAUCCUACUCCGAUUUGACGCGUGGGGAUGAUUGGACUUUGAUCUGGCUGAUCCUUAGAAACGCCCUCGUCGUCCUCGUGUUCGCCUCUUCUCUGGCCGUCCUUCGCCUUCUUUUCUCCGUCGUUCCCUCCAAUUUCGGGAGCCGAUGGGAGGCCCUGGUUCGGGAGGAGGCGACGUGCGCUGACGCCUGGGACGUCCCUCCGUACGUUUGGCAGGCGGUGGUGGCAUCAGAGGACCGCCGGUUUUUCCAGCAUCGGGGCGUCGACCCGAGGGGGAUUGCGCGCGCCGUGUUCUCGCUCGCGACGAACGGAGGCGGCAGCACCAUCACCCAACAGCUCGUGAAGAAUGUACUCCUGCGAAGCGAGUGCAGAUGGGCGAGAAAAGUUGUGGAAGGACUGGUUUCUCUUUGUUUGGAAAAGAAAAUGUCAAAGUGGCAAAUCCUAUCGGCUUACUUGAGGAAGAUAUAUUGGGGGCAUGGGGUGUAUGGAAUUAAUUCAGCGUCUGCCUUUUACUUUGGGAAGCGCCCAACUUCACUCAGUUUGGGUGAGUCUGCUCUUUUGGCUGGCAUCAUACCUUCGCCUGAAAUUCUGUCACCUUUUAAAGACCUGAGCAGAGGGAAAAGAUCUCAGGCUAGAGCAUUGAGAAGAAUGGUGGAAGCAGGUUAUCUUGAUGUGGAGACAGCACUAUGGGUUAUUAAGCAACCUAUUUAUCUUCACAAUGAUGAACCAAAUCAGGGAACUGUAAAAGUGGCAAAUGAACAACUUACAUGGAAGGAUGUUUGGGAUUGGGAGAAGGAAAGCAGCAUGUGGGAAGUAAAAGAGCAAAUGGAAACAUGGGUGCAGAAACGUCGGGAGCACAUGAGCAGAAUUUGUACUGUGGGAAAUGGAUUAGAGUCUCUGUUCAAAUUGGUUAACUUAUCUAAGUGAAUGUUGCAGCAUCGGUCGCUUCUACAUGUUCAGGACUACCUAAAAUGAAGGUCCUUCGACUAACAUUAAGUGGCGGUGCAGCUUAUUUCUUGCCAUGACGAUUUCUGCUUGUGUGACAAAAGGUAACGUGGUUGAUUCUGCUUGAAGAACCGUACUGAAGUCGUUGCCUGUUCAUCUGAGGCUUGUACAGCAAAUACGGUAGCACUUGCUCCCUGUGGGCUUAGCCACUUGCCACCCUUCCCAAUUGUAUUGGACGUCUUUUCCAAUAAAAUUGGAACGAUACACUGAGUUACGGAGCGAUGUUGGAAGGCUUGCCCUCCACAAAAAGGAAAUUGUAAUUUAUACAUUCAUCAGUUUAGUAAUGCUGGUCUUUGUUGUAGUUA